AUGUUGAACAAAAAUUGGGUGAAACUAAACAGAGCUACAAAAGAGUACACGGAUGCGGCAUGGGACUUUGUGAAAAUGGUAGAAAGAAAUUAUGGUUUUCCAAAUAAAAUUAUCUGUCCUUGUAAGAAGUGUCGAAACUUAAAUCAUCAUUGUGUUGAUGAUGUUUUUGAGCACUUAGUUAUAACCGGAAUGGAUCCAACUUAUCGUAUUUGGGUUCACCAUGGAGAGCAACCCAUUGAUACUCAAGUUGACGAAGUUUCGAAUGAUAUGGAUGCAUUUGAUUUAUACACGACUGCUGCCAUGGAUGAUGUGGACAAUAAUAUAGGUUGUGGAGGUGGUGAAGAUGAUGAAUUUGUUAACGAAGAUCUUCAAAAGAAGUUGGAGGAUGCGGAAACUCCUUUAUAUGAAGGGUGUGAGAAAUACACAAAACUUUCAUCAAUUGUAGGUUUAUAUAGGUUGAAGAAUCUGAAUGGUUGGACAGACAAAAGUUUUACUAGACUAUUAGAACUCCUUUGUGAUAUGUUUCCCAAAAACAAUGUACUUCCUGAUUCCAUGUACUCAGUUAGGAAAUUUUUGAGAAAUUUCGAUUUGAAAUAUGAAAAGAUUGAUGCUUGUAUUAAUGAUUGUUGCUUAUUUAGAAAGGAGAAGGCUAAAAUGGAUGUUUUUCCAAAGUGUAGUGUUUCUAGAUGGAAAGUUGAUAAACACACAAAGAAUGUUAAAGUUGGUGAGGCUGCCAAAGUUUUGAGGUAUUUUCCGAUAAUACCCCGAGUGAAAAGAUUGUUUAGAUCAAAAGAAAUGGCUGAAAACUUAAGGUGGCAUUUCACUCAUAAAAGUAUUGAUGGGAAGAUGCGACAUCCAGUGGAUACACCUGCUUGGGAUUCCAUUAAUGAAAGAUGGCCAGAGUUUAAUCUUGAACCACGCAACCUUAGGCUCGGACUAGCUGCUGAUGGAAUUAACCCCUAUAAAAGUCUAAGCUCCACUUAUAGUUGUUGGCCAGUGAUGCUUGUUAUCUAUAAUUUACCACCUUGGUUGUGCAUGAGGGACGAAAAUACAUUUUUGUCAUUAUUGAUUCCAGGUCGUAAACAACCUGGAAACGAUAUUGAUAUUUAUUUGGAGCCUCUUAUUGAAGACUUAAACAAAUUGUGGAAUAAUGGAGUGCAUACUUAUGAUGCAUUCGACAAAAGCUUCUUCAAUUUGAAGGCAAUGUUGUUGUGGACAAUAAACGAUUUUCCUGCAUAUGGAAAUCUUGCUGGGUGUACAACCAAAGGCAAGACAGCUUGCCCGAUUUGUGGUAAUGAUACAUGUGCAACUAGGCUGAAACAUAGUAAAAAAUUUUCAUACCAAAAUACUAGGAGAUUUCUCCCGUUUGAUCAUCCAUAUCGGUCUAAGAAAGCAUGGUUCAAUGGAGCUACAGAAGAAAGAGGCCCCCCUAAAGUUUUGAGUGGUAGUGAAAUUGUUGAAGAACUAAAUCAAAUUACCAACGAUUUUGGAAAAAAUAUGAAUCCCAAAAAAAGGAGUCGGGAUAAUAAGGUGGAAGGAAUGUGGAAGAAGAAAUCUAUAUUUUUCAAUCUACCAUAUUGGGAGGUUUUGUUAGUUCGUCAUAAUUUGGAUGUUAUGCAUAUAGAAAAAAAUGUGUGUGAUAGUAUUAUUAGCACAUUGUUGGGCUUGAAUGGAAAAUCCAAAGAUCAUCUUAAUGCUCGAUUGGAUUUAAAGGAUUUGGGUAUCAAGAAGGCCUUGCAUCCGGUGGAGAAAGAUAGGAUUAUACGACUUCCAGCAGCAUCUUACACACUUUCUAGAUCAGAGAAGACAAUGUUUUGCCAAAGGUUAUUUGAUUUAAAGUUACCUGAUGGUUAUAGCUCAAACAUUAGUAACUGUGUAGUAGUUGAGGAACGUAAGUUGAUGGGGCUUAAGUCUCAUGAUUUCCAUGUCUUAAUGCAACAAUUGCUGGUAGUGGCCAUUCGAGGAUUGAUGGAGGAUGGUCCAAGAGAGGCAAUUAUAAGACUUAGCAAAUUUUUUAAUGGAUUAUGCCAACAUGUGGUUGACGUAAAAGAAAUCAUAGAAUUGGAAGCAGAAGUAGUUGAAACAAUUUGUAUGUUUGAAAGAUAUUUUCCUCCUUCAUUCUUCGAUUCUAUGGUACAUUUAGUUGUUCACCUUGGACGAGAAGUGUUAUUAUGUGGUCCUGUUCAAUUUCGAUGGAUGUAUCACUUUGAAAGAUAUAUGAAGUUACUUAAAGGGUAUGUGAUGCAACCUACACAUCCCGAAGCAUCUAUUGCUGAACGUUACCUUGCUGAUGAGUCAAUGCGCUUUUGUGCAUCAUUUUUGAAACAAUCUAAUGACGAAGGUUCCUUCAUUGGACGUAACGAAUAUAAUGAUAGUGAUGUGAUACUUGAAGGUCGUCCACUUCAUCGUGGUGUAACUGUUACACUAAAUGAUAAGGAUCUAGCUAGUGCACAUCGCUAUGUAUUAUUCAAUUUAGCUGUCACAGAGCAAUAUUUAGAGAUGCAUCUACAAGAACUAAAAAAGAAUAACAAUACUUUAAGAACCAAUCACACUCUACUUUGGAAACAACAUACUGAGCUUUUUCCCUUGUGGUUAGAAGAAAAGUUUUCUACUGCAGAAUUUGAUGCUAUGUUAUCAAGAUUAGCACAUGGUCCUCGCAAAGCAGUCAUAUCCUAUAAGGGAUAUGUUAUUAAUGGGCAGCGAUUUCAUACUAAGGAUGCAGAGAGAACGACACAAAAUAGUGGUGUUUAUAUGGAAGCAACAACAAUGUGUAGAUCUAGUGCUAAAGAUGAUGCACAAUUGGCCGAUGUUGUAGGAUAUUAUGGGUGCAAUUGGGCACAUGUUGGCAAGGGUGUAAAGAAGGUUGAUUGGUAUACUCUUGUAAAUCUACACCAAGGACAAAAAGAGUUUAUUAGAGAACCAUUCAUACUUGCUUCACAAGCUAAACAGAUAUUUUACGCAAGGGAGAAUGAAAAUUCAAAUUGGUACAAUAUGGAGACUAGAAAAAAGAAGCAGGAUGGAAGUGUAGUCAAUGAAAAGGAUGGAGGUUUAGUCAAUGAAAAGGAGGUUGGAUCACCUUCAACUCAAGUUCACUUGCAACCUGGUGCUUUGAAAGCAAUUGUGGCAGAAAAGAGGAGGCAAUUAGCAGCUAAGUUUGGAAAGUUGGCAGAGAAGAAGAAAUCGAAGCUUCGUUUUGCAUCCUCUACUAAAGUUGUAAUGGAUUCACCACCUGCAUCUAAAAGAUCUUAUGAAGCAGCGUUUGGUAUAAAUCCAACAAAUGAGGAUGACAACGAAGAUGAAAACAUGUCCCCACAACGAGCAACUGCGUUAGGUAGAACCCAAGCAACAUCUCCACUCCACAACCUGAACAAAACAAGAAGAUCUCUGCGCCAUUUUGUUGACAAUGAUUUUGAAGAUGAUUUUAACACUCCACAAAAGAAUUCAGAAACUAUGAUGAACGAGUCACCCAAGUCUAGGUUGAUUAGGCCAUCAACCAAAGGUUCUCCUGCUGCUAAUACAAGGUCCUCCCAUCGCCAAUCUAUUGCUCAUGAAGAAGAUGUGCCUCUCAAUAAUAAUCAGGAAGAAUUUCUAGUUAACUCUACAGAGCAUGUCACUCAAAACAAAAGAAAAAGAGGCCCAACAAAGCUGAAAGGUAUUGCUCUCCAACCUGAUGGUCGUAUUACUGUAAGCUGA
Molecule: messenger RNA, 3693 nt
Organism: Humulus lupulus (European hop)
Lineage: Eukaryota; Viridiplantae; Streptophyta; Magnoliopsida; Rosales; Cannabaceae
Exons: 9
Coding region: 1-3693 (1230 amino acids)
Source: RefSeq, a predicted model, not a curated record